AUGUUCGAGCGCCGGUCCGAGGCAGAGGAAGCGGCGCUGCUGCGAAAGGCCAAAGGCGCGGUCAAGCACAUGCUCGUGGGCGCCAGUAUGGCUGGUGCCACGGGAGCGACCGUGGGCGCUGUGCUCGCGGCGCUGCGGCACGAGAGCAUGCGGUUCUACGCAGCGUCGAUGGGCUCGAAUUUCUUCGUGCUCUCUUCGACGUACAUUGCGUUGGAAGAAGUGAUUGCUGACAAACGAGGCGACAAGAAGGACUGGAUCACGGGAGCUGCUGCUGGUUUGGUCACGGGCGGGUUCUACGCUGGUGUCGUCGGUGGUCGAGUGCGUGGGGUGCAGGGAGCGGCUGCCGGCGCGGCAGUGGGAGCGGCUGUGGUGUUUGGCCGCGAGAAGUUUCACGACUGGCGCUUGAGCAAGGGCGUGCAGCGGUACGAAGCCAAGUACGGCGCAGCUCCUGCUGUGUACCAUCCGACGACUGCAGUGCUUGUGGCGAGUCAGGGGCCUCCCCGAGCGCUGGCGUUCCCGUCUUUGCUGCCCUCGAGCAUCAAGAUCACCGACGACGAGAUUGAGCGCCGUGUCGUCGCCCGCGUGGAGGAGCUACAGCGAGCGAUGCAAGCAGGAAGCGAAGACGAGGACGACGGAACGAGAGCAGCCGACUUGGAAGAGACCGAGACGACAGAGGGUGGUCAGGACAGCAGCAGGCUGCAACAGUCAUAA
Messenger RNA from Hyaloperonospora brassicae, 711 nucleotides. The record is from the annotation of a GenBank genome assembly. Lineage: Eukaryota; Oomycota; Peronosporomycetes; Peronosporales; Peronosporaceae.